ACAUAUUAUAUCGCUCGCUACUGUUUACAUCAUUCUACGAUUCGACUCAUUCUGCGCGUUACCAUCGUUGCGAGCAAACCAAGAUGAACAUCGAUCCAAUUCGUCGAAACGUAUCACCGCUUACGUACACCUCUCAAUCAUCCCAACAUCUCGAUGAUCAAGAGCUCUUCAAACGAAAUACCAGAAGCUCUCAACCGGUCGAUAAAGCAUUCAGCAAAUCGACCGAACCAUGAACCUUUACAAUCGGCCGACGAAGUGGACUUUAGGUCGAUUCUCCUUGUAGAUUCGCCUAGUUUCCUGCCACGAUCAACGAACCCGAUCCUUGAGAAUCCAAUAAUUGGCAACGUUCCAUCGAUCGUUUCCAACACCACGGUGGCGGCCUGCCUCUUGGAAAACGACGCGCCGUUCCAGGGAAUCGAGUGUCGUACCCGUUUCGAUUAAUCUUGCUGGAUAUAGCCUCGAGGGAGUCUCGUCUUGUCCAACACAGUUGCAAAGGGAACGAAAGGUGGAUAACAGUCGAAGUUCGAGAGAAUCGUUUCGACGUGGUCGACUCGAGUAACGGGCAACAAUUUGCCAAUUGAUUAGCCGUGUUUCUUUCUCCUCUUCUUCCAAGCGGAAUCCAAGCCUUGAGGUGUUUCCUCGUUCCAGAUUUUCUGACACAAAGACACACACCGAGAACUCGAGCAAUUUUAUGGAGAACUGAUUCGCAAAUUGGCCGUGUUCCUCGAUCUUGCUUCUUUCUUCGUUCCCUCGACGAUUGGACGUGUCUCAGUUGUAAAGGUACGCGAUCGUUUGGCUUCUGACAGCAGCAACGCUUCCAUGUCAGGCGGCGAGCCAUGACAACGGAGACAACGAUGGAAACGUGGAGGACUCGGUAUUGGACGAGACAACCGAGGAUUAUUGGGCCGGAAGUGGAUCAAAUCCCGAGGAGGACGACAUGCUUCACAACGAAACCAGGGAAGCGUUAACACACGAGGCCAGCGACCACGAAGCUGUGGUGUACGUUGGAGAUGGAGCAGCGUACGUACCAGUACCGUCAUUGAAAGGAAGACCGUUGAGCCCGAAUCUCCAAGCCCUUCAAACUCUCCAGGGUUUGCAAGGAAUAGCCGGAGGCGGAGGCACAGGGGUAGUCGGGGACGAGGACUGGAAGAGGCAUCCGGAAUCUUGGGAUCGGGAACACAGGAGAUACAGGCCUAAUACCACUCGAGUUCAACAUAUCGAGGCGGAAUGCCAGGACGAUUACAUGAAGAUCAGGAUCGGUUUCAACGGUUCCUUCACCGGUCUCCUCUACUCGGCUGGUUACUCUUACGACCCGGACUGCAUGUACGUGAACGGAACAGGUCGAGACUACUACGAGUUCUACAUUCAGUUGAAUCGUUGCGGCACCCUUGGCGAGAACACCCAUCAUCAGGACAGUCGAAAAAAUCCUACGAAAAACCUGAUGUGGAACACGGUCACGGUGCAGUACAACCCGCUCAUCGAGGAAGAAUUCGACGAGCAUUUCAAAGUGACUUGCGAAUACGGCUACGACUUCUGGAAGACCGUCACCUUCCCCUUCCUCGACGUCGAAGUCGCGACGGGGAAUCCCGUAGUGUUCACCCUGCAGCCACCAGAGUGCUACAUGGAAAUCAGAUACGGUUACGGGACCACUGGAACUAGAGUGGCUGGACCAGUCCGCGUCGGGGAUCCACUGACUCUCAUUAUCUACAUGCGCAGCAAAUACGAUGGUUUCGACAUUGUCGUAAACGAUUGCUACGCUCACAAUGGUGGAAAUAAAAGGAUCCAGUUGAUCGAUCAAUACGGAUGUCCCGUCGACGAUAAAUUAAUCAGCAGAUUCCGUGGAUCCUGGUCUGAGAGCGGCCUCUUCGAAACUCAGGUAUUCGCCUAUAUGAAAACGUUCAGGUUCACCGGUUCGCCAGCAUUGUAUAUUGAGUGUGACGUAAGAAUGUGCCACGGAAGAUGCCCGAGUCAACCGUGUCAUUGGAGAAAUGCCAAAAACGUAGCGAAACGUUCUCUGCCAGAAAUUGGUGGCCCAUCGACACCAGCGACGAGUCUGUCGGAGAAUGUGAAUCUCUUCCAAUCGUUACGUGUGCUUCAAGAGGGCGAGGCAGAUACAGAAUUCUUUCAGAAUUCUACUACAGCUUUUCGAAGUGGAACCAAUGAACCAACGAACGAUAGAGUGUGUCUUAGAUCGACGGUUCUUAGUACGGUUAUAGGAAUCGGUUGUGGUUUCCUUUGUCUAAUGGCAGGAACGAUAUUAGCAAUGUGUUCGCGAAUUCGACGACAAGCUAGGGAAAAGCUUCUAUCCGACAGCAUAAGUUAUAUGACACAUAAAGGUAGAAUUAACUGAACGCGACCACUUUGCAUAUUUUUUUCUUUUUCUCUUCUUCUUCGCUGCGUUUCCGUCGGUAUAAAUGUUUGAGAAAAUUGCCGGAGGUAUAACCUCUGUUGGUAAUAAUGCGAGGAAGAUUACCGCAAUCGGUAAAAAUGAGAAUAAGCUCAAUACUUUUUCAAUCGACGGUUGUUAAAAUCGAAAAAACAAGUUCACGAGUCGUAAUGUAUUUAAAAAUUGUGUAUCUCUAAAGUUAAGGAUAUUUAUCACAGACGAAUAGAUGUGAUAUUUUUGGAUCUUUCAUGUUUUUAAAUAUUGAUCUCGAAAAAAAAAAGGUAUCGCACACGAUACUACCAUUUUAAUUCGUCAAAUUCUUGGAAUUUCGAAAAUUCUUGGAAAUGAUGUCAAAUUCCAGGAAUCAUCCAAAUCGUGGAGAGAAAAUUUUGGCCAAAAAUUCGAUUUUGCAUUAGGAGAACGUAAUAUGAUAGGAGAUUGAUCAAGAAAUUUCUCCAGGAAUUUUUACGUCAAAUAUUUUUAUAUUUUGUAUACUUAGUUACGAAUUAUUUAGUUUUUGUAUAUUUACCCUUUAUAGUAAUCAUUUUUUAAGAUUGUUCAUCAGUUUUUCUUAAUUCUAAGAAUAUUUUUCAUUUGGAUAUUCAAAACUAUUUUCUGCAACAUUUAACAUUCAAACAUUUUUUGACAAUUUUUUUAAUUUUAGAGAAUUUGAGAAUAUAGCUACUUUUUUAUGUUAUAAAUACUUAUUUUCUUUUAUAUAGUUACACUAUUUACCCUAUGCAUUCGUAUGAUUGAUGUAUACUACUUGUCUUGUAAUUAAUAUCAAUUAUUUUUAAUUAAUGUGAAUUAAUAUCAAUGAAUGUUAAUGUAAAGUUUUAAUUCCCAUCUCCUAGAAUGUUUUCGUGUACUGAAUCGAUAAUAUCGCAUGUGAUACGAAAAUGGUAAAGUGGUUAAGUGAGUAUUAAAUUUCUAUGACAUAAUAAUAUAUCACAUUUAUUCUAUUGCUCGUCUGUGUUUAAAUGUAUGGACUUAAAUUAGGAAAAUUGAGAUAUAUUGUGAUAAAUAUAAUUAGGUAUUUCUAUUCUUUUCCUUUUUUUUUUUUGUACAAUUAAUUAGCCGUCGAUGAAACGAAAUGUCGUUGGAUAGAUCGUAAAUGAUUGAAUUCUUAUUCUCUAAAUGUUAGUUUUUUUUUUUUUUUCUUUUACAAUUCCGUUUAUCGUACGUACAAUUGAAUUAUCGUCAGUCGAUAAUAAUGAUCAAAGAUGAAUUUAGAAGGCAAGAAACGUUUGUCACGUUUUGUCAUCGAAUGCGCAAUUGGGAAAAAAUUUGAUUUAAAUAUUAAUAAAUAAGGUUAAAAACGCUUUUUCUCGAUCAUGCGUAUGUUAAUGAAAUCGAAUAAUUAGAUAUACAGGCGUCUAAUGCCAUUGAUGAGAUUCAGUACUUUAAGUAUAUCUAAUUCCAUUACUCGCCAUAUUCAGGAACGCACAAAUUAUCAAGGUCUCGAUUUACAGCUGAAUAAAUAACUGAUUAUAUUCUAUCUGCAAAUCAACAUAAUUUGUACAAUUCUUUUAAAUUUUGAAUCACCUCAGUCUCACGGAUAACGCCUAUAUAUCAAAUAAAGACAGACAGUUAGCCCAGCUGUAGUUUCGAGACUGAAUAAUAGUAAUAAUAAUAAUAAUAAUAAUAAUAAUAAUAAUAAUAAUAAUAAUAAUAUAACUGAAUAUACCGACACAUGUAAUCGAAGUUUCUGAAUGUUCGCGAAUAAUGCACUAUAUAGUAUAAUAUAAGCAUCGCUAUGCAAUAAACAGCUACAAUAUUUAGGUUUAUACUUAUACGCAUAAUGAUAUAUACGCAGCGUCCAAGUGUGUCUGGAUAUUCCUUAAUUUUUUUUUUUUUUUUCUAUACUACUAUACAUCAUUUUUUUUUUUUAACCGUUUUAAAUUCUCGAGAGGCAGGAACAUCAUGGAAUUGCCACGAGCGUGAACGGCCAGUGAGGAUUAAAUAAUAUUUCGCGAGAUCAUCCCGCGUCGUGGAUCGGGAGAGCCAAAGAGACUCAGUAGUUCAGCUCUCGUCUUGAUAAUUUAUUUCGAUUAUUUUCGAAAACUAUCUUUCGUCAAUCUGCGAAAUAUUAAUUUCCCCUCCUGGUCGUUACGAAAACAUUUUCGCACGUUCUUAUUUUUGGAUAUAUACUCUCCCCUCCCAUUUCUGAUGGACAAUUAACAAAUAGGAUCCACCUGCUCGAUCGAAUUGUAAAUAUAGCAAUGUAUGAUCCAUGAAUAUUUAUAAUUAAACUCGAAUGUAUCAAGGUUUCCAAUAAACAGUAGAAACAGAAUCCUUUUAAUCUCU
Apis florea (little honeybee) is the source of this 4693-nucleotide messenger RNA. RefSeq lists its product as uncharacterized. The record is from RefSeq and is a predicted model, not a curated record. NCBI's taxonomy places the organism in Eukaryota, Metazoa, Arthropoda, Insecta, Hymenoptera, Apidae.